AUGAACCGGGGCUGUGGCAACAAACUCGAGUACAGACAAAAGACACACCGAUCUAAGAACUUCGCUUACGUGGAGGCCCCUCUAAUGGAAAACCAUGGAGCUUUGCACUCAGACCUUCUCUCCUGGCAAGAAUGGAUCGAGGCAGGUCGGCGUCUCCGUGAGCGUCGAGACGUCCGGGAAACCACCAAGUACAUUGAGACGGCCCUUGUCAUUGACAAGUACAUGUUUGAGAAAAGAAACGGAAGUACGCGCACUGAGGUCGUCCAUGACGCUAUUCAAGUUGCCAAUAUUGCGGAUCUGUACUUCCGUACAUUGAACACUCGAGUGUCAGUGGUGUAUAUCGAGUCGUGGCAAAGCGCAGACCAAGCAGACCUAGACCGGAAGUACGACAUCACGCGAGCCAUUCAAAAGUUCAGCGACUACUCCGCCCGGAAACUGUACAAAAUUGAAAAGGACACCACGCAGCUACUGUCCGGUCAAAUGUUUCCUGGAGGCGAAUCGGGCAUAUCAGUGCCUGAUACAAUGUGCACACCGAAAUCUGUCGGCAUAUCCGUGGACUACAACACUUAUGAACCCCAUAUCUUGGCAGCUACCAUGGCCCACAUGAUUGGUCAUAAUAUAGGUAUGGGCCACGACGAUGGCCGAGAACAAUGUUUCUGCCGGGACUGGCAUGGUUGCAUCAUGUCUCAAUCUAUAGUUGGUCUGGAGAAUGUCCAGCCAUACAAAUUCUCAGACUGCUCCAGGAACGACUACAUGAACGAACUUAGGAUAGGCCAAGGGCUGUGUUUACUCAACAAACCAAAUGAGUUGGUUGUACAUCGUCAAUGCGGCAACGGUCGUCUGGAUGAAGGGGAAGAUUGCGACUGUGGAACCAUCGCUGAGUGCCAGAACACGAACCCAUGCUGUGACCCCUUCACCUGCCGCCUUACAAAGGAAUCCCAGUGUGCUUCUGGCGAGUGCUGCGAUAAGUGUCAGCUAAAACCCCGAGGCAUUGUAUGUCGGGACUCCACCAACGAAUGUGAUCUAGAAGAGACCUGCACUGGCUUAUCAGGUGCCUGCCCAAUUGAUUCAUACAAAAAGAACGGCGAGGCAUGUGAAGCUGGCAAGGGGUAUUGUUUCGCGGGACAGUGUCCCACUCUCUCCCUGCAGUGUGAGAAGAUCUGGGGACCAGGUACCAUCGGGGCUGACAAGCAAUGUUUCGAGCAAUUCAAUUCGAAAGGCGCAGUGACAGGACACUGCGGGAAAGACAGUGGUGGAAAUUAUAUCAAAUGUGACAUGGAAAACGUUCGAUGCGGUUCACUUCAAUGUCAAUUGGGAAACAGAUAUCCCAUAGUGCCCGGGAUGGACGAAUACUACACAAGGACAGUUAUCACAAUCAAAGGAAAUGAAUAUGACUGCAAGGCAACUACAGGUCUACUAGAACACGAGGAAGUGGGUCCACUAGGGCUGGUACGGGAUGGCACACCUUGUGGAGAUAAUCUGAUCUGCGUCAACCAAACCUGCACUUCCAUCUUCCCCUUCAUCGAUCACACCAAGUGUCCUACGGAUCACAACAACCACGAGUGCUCUGGAAGAGGGCUAUGUUCCAACAUGAACAAGUGUGUGUGCAACCGCGGGUGGACAGGACCAGAUUGCUCUCAGCCCGACGCGUUGCCACCCCUUCCCACAGCCUGGGUACCAGAAAACUCUACCAAGGCCGCCUACAAUAUGACAAAGAAGGAAACGCCGUAUGAGAACUACCACGGCUCAAACACGGUAUUCCUCGUGGCGGUCCUCAUGUCUGUGGUAGGGGGGGUAUUCAUAGUAUUUGCCCUGAGCGCUCUCUGCUACAGGUCAGUCGUAGUACACAAAAACUUCUCCCUGUGCCUAAGGAAAAAGAGCACGCUGCCGAAAUACGACCCUCCGUAUGUCAAGAAACCCAUCGCUAAGAGCUUCGCGGGCGGAUCCACCACAUCCAACAACUCACAAGAGGAUAUCUCCAUGGAGACCGGGAAGUUACAUUCUUUCAACAACACGUUCAGCCGUGGCGACUCGCAGCGCGUUAUCUUCAGACAGGGCAAUCACAUGUCUGGGGCUGGUGGCGCUGGCCGAUAUCCAGACCACAAUAAAAUGAAGCGCGUCCAUUCUGGUAGUGAAGAUGACCCAACACAUUCGGGUGAAGAAGACAUAGCAUUUAUUGACGUGACACCUGGUAAUAUGUCAAAGCUGCCAGAGAAAGGUAUUCUUAAGAAGCACGGCUAUGGAGCUAUAGAUGGUAAAGAUAAAUGGGGAGACGACUCACAAUCUGAACAUCUGGAGGCAGGUUCCCAGUCAGAUGGCCAGGAACCUGCUGGAGCUGUUGCUGAUAUGGAAUACAAGUUUAAGGAUUUAAACGGCUACCACGAGAAUAUAAUUGAAGCAUUAAAAACAGCAGCAGCUCAUCGUGCCUCAGGUGCCUCUGGAUCGGGAGACCUUCAUGCUUUACAGGACUUCGUAUACAAAAGGGAGAGGGCGCCCAGUGCUGAAAAGAUUCAUGAGACAGAGUUUAGAAGGCAAAGGGGAGAGGAGGAGGAAGACGACCAGCCACCUUGCGUACCUUAUCGCAUCAGAAACUUGGAAGACCUCAUCCGGCAAUUGGAACAGCACUCCAGUCGGCACAUGAGCCCCUCUGGUUCCGAAGAUAUCAGGAUGUCAGAGACUGAAGCCGAUAGACAUUAUAGGAUUGAAGAUGUGGCACCGCGGUCGGCCGACAGUCGGUGUCGCGGUCGUCCUCCACCGGGCGAGGAAGAGACGCGCUUUAGCUACAGAGGCUUCCGGGGCAGCGGGCGGCACCAUUCAGCCAUAUUUGCUGCACCCGCUCCGGGUAUGCUUGCGCACGCGCACGCGCCACAUUCGCACUCGGCGCAUCGCGUCCCACCCGACGACGACGCUCUCUACGAGACUGCCGACGCUGAACGACUCAGGGACGCACCCGAUAGCGAAAGUGAUGAAUUUAUUCAAGCUCAACAACAGUUAGCCCGGUGGGCGAGUGAAGAGACGGUGGCCGCGCGGGAUUACUUCCCAUCGCCAGUCGGCAGCUCAGCCAGCGACCGCCCCGCCGCAUUCCCGGAGUACACCCACUGA
Molecule: messenger RNA, 3102 nt
Organism: Pieris macdunnoughi
Lineage: Eukaryota; Metazoa; Arthropoda; Insecta; Lepidoptera; Pieridae
Source: the annotation of a GenBank genome assembly